Phytophthora sojae is the source of this 507-nucleotide messenger RNA. RefSeq lists its product as hypothetical. Bases 1 to 507 code for a protein of 168 amino acids. Lineage: Eukaryota; Oomycota; Peronosporomycetes; Peronosporales; Peronosporaceae. The transcript has 2 exons. The record is from RefSeq and is a predicted model, not a curated record.
AUGCAUUACGGGGCAUUUUCAUCUCCCAGCUCCGUGGCGGCGGCUCUCAUCGCGACCAGCGUUACCGCCGUCGAAGACGGCAUUCGACUGAGCACGACCUUCGGCGGCCCACAUGGCAAGAAGUACGACGACAAAGCGUUGGUGUCCCCGGGACAAGUGGUCAAGGCCAUCACGAUCCGCACCGGCGAGCGCGUGAACGGCGUUGGUAUCGAAAUUGAGGGACAGGAGCCCUUGUACCACGGCGGCGGUGGCGGCGACUCGAACACGCUCACGAUGGGCGAGGGCGAGAACGUCACGGGGAUCGAAGCUCACUGGGGCGAGUGCCACAGCCACACGCGCGUCCGAUUCAUCCGGUUCACCACCAACGCGAACCACACCAUCUCUGGAGGCACUCGCGCGACUAAGAUCGGGAUCGAAAGCGCACCCGCGGGCUUCCAGUUGGGCGGCUUCUUCGGAACCAGUGGCAAGGAGCUUGACUCGGUGGGAGUGUACUGGACGAGAAUCUAG